UUUGUUAGAGGUUCAUUCACUAAACUUCUUGCUUGGUAGAAGGAGGUAAAGUCCUCAGAGAAGAAGCAAUGUGGCAGAGAGACAAGGAGCCCACCUAACAGAUCUCAAGAAACCUGCCUCAGCGGCCCACUGCCCACCCUACCCUUGAACCUGGUGAGCACAUACCUGUUGGCAGUAACUGACUGUGGCUAAUUUUCAUCUGCUUCUUGGGACAGAGACGAUGGUUAAGGUAGCUGCUGAGUCCUGGACCUGCCUCUUCACCACGCCCCAUCACCUGUCUGCAAGGAGAAGACAUGGGGACUCCUCCACCCAAGGUGAAAGGGCCCUGGACCCACCUCCAGAAACUUCUGACCUCAUGGAUGUUCAGAGAGAAAGACUGGGAUCAGCAGCUGGAUGAGGCCCACAUGCUGCAACAGAAGAGGAUUCAAGAAUCUCCACUACUUCAGGCUGCCAAGGACAAUGACCUUUGUGUCUUGAAGAAACUCCUGCUAGACAGAAGCUGCGACUUACGGCAAAGAGGAGCCCUGGGAGAGACAGCACUGCACAUAGCGGCCCUCUAUGACAACCUGGAGGCUGCCAUGGUGCUGAUGGAGGCCGCCCCGGAGCUGGUUUAUGAGUCCACCCCCUGUGAGCCAUUUGUAGGUCAGACUGCACUGCACAUGGCCAUCAUGAACCAGAAUGUGAACUUGGUGCGAGCCCUGCUAGCCCACGGGGCAUGCGUCUCUGCCAGAGCUACAGGAACAGCUUUCCGCCUCAGCCCCCACAACCACAUCUACUUUGGGGAGCAUCCUUUGUCCUUUGCUGCCUGCGUGGGCAGUGAGGAGAUCGUGCGUCUGCUCAUUGAACAUGGAGCUAACAUCCGGGCACAGGACUCCCUGGGAAACACAGUGUUGCACAUCCUCGUCUUCCAGCCCAACAAGACCUUUGCCUGCCAGAUGUACAACCUGCUGCUGUCCUAUGAUGGGCAUGGGGGCCACCUGCAGUCCCUGGACCUUAUACCCAAUCACCAGGGUCUCACCCCCUUCAAGCUGGCUGGAGUGGAGGGCAACACUGUGAUGUUCCAACACCUGAUGCAGAAGCGGAAGCACAUCCAGUGGACCUACGGGCCGCUGACCUCCACUCUCUAUGACCUCACAGAGAUCGAUUCCUGGGGAGAAAAGGUGUCCUUUCUGGAGCUCGUGGUCUCCUCUAAGAAGCGGGAGGCUCGCCAGAUCCUGGAACAGACCCCAGUGAAGCAGCUGGUGAGCUUCAAGUGGAGGAAAUAUGGGAGGCCCUACUUCUGCAUUCUGGGUGCCUUGUAUGUGCUCUACAUGAGCUGCUUCACCAUGUGCUGUGUCAACCGCCCCCUCAAGAAUUGUAGCAGCAAUCGUACAGAUUCCCGAGAUAUCACCCUUCGGGAACAGAAGCUGCUACAGGAGGCCUAUGUAACUGAACAGGAUAAAAUCCGGCUGGUGGGGGAGCUGGUGACCGUCGUCGGGGCUCUAAUCAUGCUGAUCCUAGAGAUCCCAGACAUCUUCAGGGUUGGUGUCUCUCGCUAUUUUGGACAGACUGUCCUUGGUGGGCCAUUCCAUGUCAUCAUCAUCACCUCUGCCUCCCUAGUGCUGGUGACCAUGGUGAUGAGGCUCUCCAACACCAGAGGGGAGGUGGUGCCCAUGUCCCUCGGUCUGGUACUGGGCUGGUGCAGCGUUAUAUACUUUGCCCGAGGAUUCCAGAUGUUGGGUCCCUUCAGCAUCAUGAUUCAGAAGAUGAUUUUUGGAGACUUACUGCGUUUCUGCUGGCUGAUGGUUGUGGUUAUUCUGGGAUUUGCCUCAGCGUUCUUUAUCAUUUUCCAGACAGAGGACCCAAAAAAGCUAGGGGAAUUCUAUAACUACCCCACAUCACUGUUCACGACCUUUGAGCUUUUCCUCACCCUCAUCGAUGGCCCUGCCAACUAUGACGUGGAUUUGCCUUUCAUAUACCACAUCACCUAUGCGGCCUUUGCCAUCAUCGCCACACUACUUAUGCUCAACCUGUUCAUAGCCAUGAUGGGUGAUACUCACUGGCGAGUGGCUCAAGAGCGCGAUGAGCUCUGGAGGGCUCAGGUUGUGGCCACCACCGUGAUGCUGGAGAGAAAGAUGCCUCGCUUCCUGUGGCCUCGCUCUGGGAUCUGUGGGUACAAGUACGGGCUAGGGGACCGCUGGUUCCUGCGAAUCGAGAGCCUCCAUGAUCAAAAUACGUUGCGAAUGCUUCGCUAUGUGGAAGCUUUCAAGUCCUCAGAUAGGGAGGAUGAACAUCUUUCUGAGAAACAUCUCUCUGUGGUUGAAAAUGGGACUCGAGCCAGAGGCUCUCUGACCCUCCCAACGCCCUCCCUGUCCCGGACCACAUCCCGCAGCAGCAGUCACCGGGGUUGGGAGAUCCUUCGUCGCAACACCCUGGGACACUUGAAUCUUGGACUGGAGCUUGGUGAGGGUGAUGGAGAGGAAAAUAUGUAUUUAUGAUUAGAACUCCUGUUGCUCUUGACAUAGCUCCAGGUGGCCUGGGUGGGAAGCAGGGAGAGAGGCACUUUCCUAUACAAGUAUCUAACUUCCAUGCUGUUAAUAAUGGGAGGGGAUGGACAGAAUAAUAUUUGAAGGUCGUGUCUCAAACUUCAUCUAAGCAUUUCUGGAGAUGGGCAAUAGGCAAGUGUUGUCCGACACAUCUUCUGAAAGCCCUACAUCUUAGGAAAAGAAGGUUUUGUUUUGUUUUUAGCAAAGUUGGGCUUGGCCAUCAAAGACAUGAAAUAGGGAUGCUAGACUAAUAAUAUCUGGAUCAUCUCUUUGCUUCUUGAAGGUACUGGAAAGUAGUAAGCUGUGUAGCCUGCCUGGAUCCACAUGCUGAAUGUGGGAAAAGACAGGCAUGGCCCUGAGGUUGUGGCUCUUCCCUUUUUCCUAUAGCCCUGAAGGGCUCUCUCCCCACGUAGCAACCAAACCCCAACUAGAAGACUGUGAGAAAAAAGGUUCUUCAUCCUUGCUUUAUUUUUUUAAUUUAUUGUGGUAAUAUACACAUAAAAUGAUGACUUUAAUCAUUUAUAGGUAUACAAUUCCAUGGCAUUAAUUAUAUUCACAUUGUUGUUCAACUAUCACCAGUAUUUAUUUAUAGAACAUUUUCAUCAUCUUAUGGUGAAACUCUUAUACCCAUUCAACAUUAAUUCCCCAUUAUCUGCUCCCUAGAGCCCCUGAUAAUUAAUGUUCUACUUUCUUUUAUAAAUUUGACUACUCUAGGCACCUCAUAAAAGUGAAAUCAUACAAUUAGUUCUAUUGUAUCUGGUGUAUUUCACUUAGCAUAAUGCUUUCAAGGUUCAUUCAUGUUUUAGCAUGUAUAAGAAUUUCAUUCUUUUUAAAGACUAAAUUAAUUUAAUUGUAUGCAUAUACAAAUUAUGUUUAUCGAUUCAUCAUGGUUGGACAUUUGGGUUGUUUCCACCUUUUGACUAUUAUGAGUAAUACUGUUACAAAUAUUAGUGUACAAUUAUCUAAGUCCCUGGUUUCAAUUCCUUUGGGUACACACAAGUGGAGUUGCUGGAUCUUACUGUAAUCUUUGCCUAAUGUUUUGAGAAACUGCCAUAUUCUUUUCCUCAGUGGAUGUGCUCUUUUACAUUUCCUCCAGCAAUAUACGUACAGUGUUCCAAUUUCUCCACAUCCUCAUCAACACUUGUUACUUUUUGUGUUGUUAUUGCUGUUGUUGUUAUUGAGAGUAGGCAUCCUAAUAGAUGUGAAGUGGUAUCUUAUUGUAAUUUUGGUUUGCGUUUCCUUAAUGCCUAAUGACAUUGAAUACCUUUUUGUGUGCUUGUUGACUACGUGUAAAUCUAUUUUUUUUUUAGAAAUGUGUAUUGACGUCCUUUGCCUAUGUUUCAAUUGUGUUGAUUUUUUUUGUCUUUGUUUCUGAGUUCCUUGAUUUUUGAGGCUCAGAGUGUAAAGUGUUUGUAUCUUGUUUGCAUCAUGGUGUGUGUUUUUAAGUAUGUGUGUCAAAUAAUGCCUUUCAAUGCUUGAAUGGCCCAAACAUUUCUUUUAUGGGAUUCUCCCUAGUCUGUCCCUCUGGUAGCUCUUUAGCAGUUGACCAACCUUGUGACUAGAGGUAGCUCCCAGCUAAGUCUCCUGCCAUCCCCAACUCCCUUUGCCCCUUUGCUGAGUUGUUGGGUGGAUGACAAUAAUAGAAGAGGGGCCAUCCCUCUUCAGGAAGGACAUUGAUAACUGGGUGUCAGGGUGCUCAUUAUAGGAACUCAGGUGUAGCCUCCCUCUUGACUCCAGCCCGUUCCUUCUCAUCUUAGCCCCAUCAUCUCCCUCACCAAAAAACCAUAAUAACUUUUAAGAGGACUAUAGUCUAUAACAGCAAAGAGAUAUGUGGGAUUUGUGAAACCAUAAACAGGUUCACCCAGAUACUCAUGCAAAGCAAGGAAUAGUAUGGGAUGGUGAGGGGUCACAUGAGUGAGCAUGCAUGCACACACUCACACACAUGGAGGGUACAAAGGUGGUAUGGGUUCUUAAAGUGUUCAGUCAAUCACCAUGAUCCCUUGUAUUUUCUUUUACCUUGGAAGUAUGUCCUCCCCUGUUGACAGCUAUAUUCCCACCUGUGUUCCAGAUUCAGUUUUCUUUCUGUCUCUUCUGUCAUCUGUGCCUAUCACUUUUUUCUCUAAUGUUCUCAUGUGUGUAUCUUCAACCCCUCCCUCCCUACUAGUUCUAGUCAGCAAAUAACCGUGCUCUAUUCUUUUCCAUCUUCAAACAAGUUGCACCUCCACCUCACCACCGCCUUUUAGCUAUGACUGCCCCACCUUUUUUCUCUCCCUUUCUCUUCAGGGCCAAAUUUCUUAAGAGAAGACUCCAUUUUCCACUGACCUUACACAGUUUCCUCAAUCCAUUGUGAUGUGACCUUAUCUCUCCAUGCUACUGAUAUCACUCUCAUCAAGGUUAUCUAUCUAACUGUAGUUAAAUCCACUGAAAUACUCAGUCUUGCUUGAACUUUCUCUAGCAUCUGUCAGAUUAUAGGCAACCUCUCAGCAUAUCCACAGCCACAUACUAUACCACCCUAUCUGCUUCUCUUCACCAAUCCCUUCAAUAUUUUCUGUCCAUAGGCUCUGUUUUUCCCACCACCUGGGCAGUCCCAUCCACCUCGUAGAGUGCAUUAGCAUGCACAUGUUUGUGAUUCCCAAUCCCUUAUCUUCAAUUUAGAUAUGUCUCCCAAGCUCCAGGCAUGAACAGCUUGGAUUCCUAUCUAUUGCACAUCUGUACCUAGAUAUUUUACAGACAUCUCAAAUUCAACAUGUCCCAAACUGAACAACUUUUCUUCCUCACCAAACCUGCUCCUCCGCCAAUGUUUCCAACCAAAUCAAAGUUGCCCAAGUCAGAAUCCUUGGUGCUAUCUACAUCUGUCUCAACUCUCAUCUCUUGUGGAUUCUUUGCUUAAAACACCUCCUUUGAAAAGUAACUAGUAGUGAUUAAUAAUGCAUCACAUGGUACAAAAUUGAGAGAGCACACAAGAUAUACAGGGGUGGGGAGAAGCUUUUCUACCUCUGUCCCAGCUCUUCUGGUGUUCUUUCCAGUGGCAUUCACUUAUAAACGUUUGUUAUUUAUCCUUCCAAAAUUACUCUCUGCAUAUCCAAGCAUAUGUAUGUAUGUUCCUCUUAAAAAUACAUAUAAUAGCCCAGCCAGUGUGGCUCAGUGGUUGAGCAUCAACCUAUGAACCAGGAAGUCACAGUUCAGUUCCUGGUCAGGGCACAUGCCCAGGAUUUUGGGCCUGAUUCCUAGUAGGGGGUGUGCAGGAGGCAUCCGAUAUUAUAUGUACAUAAAUACAUAUAACAGAACAGUAUAUUAGGAAAACAGUCCUUGCUUUUCUCAUUUAAUAUAUUUUGAAGAUUGUUCCAUGACACUAUGACAUAAAAACAACCCCUUUCAUUUGUCUCUGCCUCUCUGAAUCCCACUGGCAUUCUAAAAUGGGCCACUGUUAUCUCUUGCCUGCAUCACGGGAUUAGGUUCCUAACUGCUCUCUCUGCUUAUAGUGCACACUACAGCCAAAAUGACCUUUGUAAAAUGCAACUUUUGCCUCAAAGGGUGGUCUUCUGAAAGCCCUUCCAUGAGCCGACCCCUGGCAACUUCUUCAGCCUCCUCACAUAUAUCUCCUCUUGCACUCUGUCACCAAGCUAAAUUAUUAUAUUAUUAUUAGUUACUCCAUGGUGCUAUAUUCUCCUUAUCCUUGACCUUCACAAUUUGUGGACCUUUCUGCACCUAUUCCCCCUUCUGUCUUUGUAACUCGUGUUCAUCCUACUGGUCUCAAUGAUCAUACACUGAUUGUGUGUUUGUGUGUGGGGGGGUGGUGUUCCUAACACAUAGGCUGGGCUAGAGUCCACCUGCUCUAUGUUCUCAGGCCAUCUAUUUUUUCUUUUUAUUAUGCAUCCUGAACUUUAUUGUACUUACUUGUUUAAAUGUCCAUCUUCUUUAGUGGAUUCUAAGGCAAAGAUGACGUCCAUCUCAUUCAUCACUGUGUUGCCAAUGCGUGGCAUAAUUCCUGGUACAACGAAGUGGAAAAUAAAUAUCUAUUAACUCAAUCUA
Messenger RNA from Myotis daubentonii (Daubenton's bat), 6557 nucleotides. RefSeq names its product transient receptor potential cation channel subfamily V member 5 (gene TRPV5). Gene Ontology annotation, cellular component: plasma membrane. NCBI's taxonomy places the organism in Eukaryota, Metazoa, Chordata, Mammalia, Chiroptera, Vespertilionidae. The record is from RefSeq and is a predicted model, not a curated record. Gene Ontology annotation, molecular function: calcium channel activity; protein binding. Gene Ontology annotation, biological process: calcium ion import across plasma membrane.